AUGGCAAACUUGUUGGGUGUUUUCGAUUACGUAGUGAUAGCUAUCAUGCUGUGCGUGUCCGCACUGAUUGGUUUAUAUUUUCGCUUUUCUGGGGGCAGACAGAAAACAACUGACGAAUUUUUAAUGGGUAGCCGGACAAUGGGAAUUUGGCCUGUAGCUUUCUCUCUCAUGGCCACCUGCUUGUCAUCUGUCGCUGUGCUGGGGGUGCCGGCGGAAACUUAUUUAUAUGGAACGCAAAUACUGAUGUCCAUGGUAGGCAUUCCAAUAGGAGGAUUUAUAGCAGUCUACGGAUUUCUACCAGUUUUUUACGAUAUGAAAGUAUCCACAGCUUAUGAGGUUCUGUACAUGGGUGUUGUACUAUAUGCCCCCUCACUGGCUUUAAAUGCUGUUACAGGCUUGUCCACGUGGGCAUCCAUUCUAUCAAUAGCAGCUGUUUGUAUAUUUUAUAGUUCACAGGGAGGUUUGAAAGCUAUUCUAUGGACCACCGUUUUUCAAGCCCUUCUUAUGUAUACAGCCAUGAUCGCUGUCAUUGUGAAAAUAUCAAUGAUGAAAGGUUUCAAUGAGACUUUCAAUAUUUCUAAAAGAGGGGGUCGUCUUAUCUUCUUUGAGUAA
Molecule: messenger RNA, 612 nt
Organism: Argiope bruennichi
Lineage: Eukaryota; Metazoa; Arthropoda; Arachnida; Araneae; Araneidae
Product: putative sodium-dependent multivitamin transporter
Exons: 3
Coding region: 1-612 (203 amino acids)
Biological process (GO): transmembrane transport; sodium ion transport
Cellular component (GO): membrane
Molecular function (GO): symporter activity
Source: RefSeq, a predicted model, not a curated record